This is a messenger RNA of Chelonus insularis, 3002 nucleotides long. RefSeq names its product knirps-related protein. Gene Ontology annotation, molecular function: zinc ion binding; nuclear receptor activity; estrogen response element binding. The transcript is spliced from 3 exons. The record is from RefSeq and is a predicted model, not a curated record. NCBI's taxonomy places the organism in Eukaryota, Metazoa, Arthropoda, Insecta, Hymenoptera, Braconidae. Gene Ontology annotation, cellular component: nucleus; chromatin. The coding region runs from base 580 to 1701 and encodes 373 amino acids. Gene Ontology annotation, biological process: regulation of transcription by RNA polymerase II.
UGAUCCGACGCACACAGUGGUGUUCAUAAGAGCGAUCGACGCACGUAUACCUGAAAGAGUCUCAAGUCUAAGCUGCUAGUGACCCUCUGAGUCAGUAGUCGAGGACCGUUCGAGGAUUCCUCGGGUUCUGUCAAGUGUCUGACAGUGAAAAAAAAGAGGGAAGGGAAGUAACGCCGCGAAGAAGGGGACAUUUGAGGUGAUUUGAAAAUUACUGAGACCACCAUCAUCACAACAGAGUCAUUCACCCGUCGGUCAUCGUCAUAGCAUCAACACUCUAUUUAGCUGUUUAUUACUUAUUUAAUAACUGUGUAUUUUAUUAAAUAAAACUUCAUCAUUUUAGACGAUUGACCGCCAAAAAGUGCAAGUGCUCGUGAUGGCCAUACAAAGAAAAUAUCAUUAAUUAUUUAUUAACUGUGACUCUUUAGUGCUUCUGUGGAAUGAUUAUUUUUCUUAGUGACUAUGGAUAUUUUUUUUUAAGUGAAACAAUUUUAUUUUUUUCAUUCACAACCAUUCGAUCAUUUUUUAAGGCUCUGGAUAGCCUUUCUAUACUGAUAUUACUACUGAAGUUAAUCAGCAAAGAUGAAUCAACAGUGUAAAGUUUGUGGUGAACCUGCGGCAGGAUUCCACUUUGGAGCUUUUACUUGCGAAGGAUGCAAGUCAUUUUUUGGAAGGUCCUACAACAAUCUUGGAAGUAUAUCUGAAUGUAAAAAUGGUGGAGAAUGUGUAAUAAAUAAAAAAAACCGAACGGCCUGCAAAGCUUGUCGAUUACGAAAAUGUCUACUCGUAGGCAUGUCAAAGUCGGGAUCACGUUAUGGUAGGCGUUCAAAUUGGUUUAAAAUCCACUGUUUACUCCAAGAACAACAGCAACAACAACAACAGCAGCACCAGAAUCUAACAAGUCGGCCACCACAACCAAAUUCAACCCCUUCAAUGGGAAUUCAUUCCACUCCAAGAAGUAAAGAAGAUUCAGUGAUGUUAGGUCUAGAUGACUACAAAAAUUCGACAUCACCGUCAAUAAGUUCGCCAGAGUCACAUAAUAGUGACAGUUCAGUGGAAGUGUCAGAAAGAAGAGCAGCGUAUGGCCUUCAUCCAGGUUUUAGACCUCUUCAUCCUCAUCUUCCACCACCAGACUUAUCAUCACUAAGCAAGGAAAUGAUGAGUCUUCCUCUAGGAUACCUUGGUGGUAUGUCAUUGCUUCCUCCAUCAUUUCUACCACCACCUGGCCUAUCCAUGUUCUCACCUUAUCACCUUUAUGCGUCUCAUACUCAUCCUAGUCUGCUUCCUAAUCAUUCAACACUUCGAAGCUCACCAUUAGCUAAUAAUCCUCCAACCACCGAUUUAACACCAGGAAGCAGCGACAAUUACGAAAAUAUUACGAACAAUAAUAGCAGAUACGUGGCUAAUCACAAUGUAGUAAGUGAAGAAAUUUCUUCAAAUAAGAGAUUUUAUUUAGAUGCUGUUUUAAAGAGUCAACGAUCAUCACCAAUAUCUAAGAAAUCACGAAUUGAUGAUUCACCAAGGUCCAGUCCUGAUCGUGACUGCAUACCACCUCAAGAUGAUCCUAUUGACUUGUCUAUGAAAACAAGUGGAACAAUAACAAGUGAGGAAUCAGAAGAAGAUGUCAAUUUGGAGGAUAGUGAUGGAGAAAGUCCUAUUUUAAAGAGAAGACCACUACCGAUUGAUCUUACUACCAGGGCGUAAUAUAGAAAAAAAUUAAACAAUUAUUUUUCUGUGGAAUGUGCAAUCCUAAAAUGUUCGGCAACAUUUUUAGUCGUUAGGAGAAUUGAGCAAAGCCAAUUUUUACGACUAUGUAUCGAUAAAGAUAUUUGAUGACUUUGCAAUGUUUUUAUCUUGUUUAUGAAGACAACGAUAUAAAUUUUAAAUACAGACAGCAUAUUGACCCAAUUUUUAACUAGAGACUUUCAUGGAUUAACAUCCAAUAUAAUAUAUAAUAUUAUAAAAUAAUAUCAAUUGAAAUUUUUUUAACAUCUCCGGGGGAUCUUUUAAUUUAAACUUGAAAGACAGCAAUCAAAAAAGUCCAAUUAUAAAACGAAAAUCAGUAAAAGCUGACCUCAUUAUUCGGUCAUAAUCGAUCAGCAAAAUGAACCUGACAUUCUCACUUCUGCUUUAAAAAUUUUUAAUGAGAGAUUAUCUAGAUGAAUGAGAUAAUCGAUAUGUCCAGGUUAAUUAACGAUCUCUAUCCCGGUCUAUCAUCGUAAAACAUAUUGACAAUAAUCAUGCACGUGUUAAGAACGUGUUGAAGAAGCUCAAGAACAUGUGUCGGCAACUAACCAAUGCUUUAAAGAUAAACCUCAUUGCUUUCGAUUCCUGUCGAUGUACCAGCACCUUCAUCGAUUCUUUGCCUCAUUGAUUUUGUCCAGAACCAUAGGCAAUCGGUCAAAUUGGCUGUCAAAAUGAUGAUAGAUUUGUUCUUUCGGUUGGCUUGAACUUGAACAGACAAACCGAAAUAAUUUUAGAUGGGAAUCAGGUCAAAAAAAAAUUCAAGAAAGACAUAAAUUAAGAUUUUUUUUAAAUAAAUAAAUUGGACAAUACCUUCGCAACUGGUUUAUCCAUAGACACGAGCUCAUCUUGCUGAACAUAAGACCGCUUUUAACAAGAUAGUUGUUUUGCAUUUUUGGACUCGACCGAUUUUAUAUACUGACUUUUCCAAACUAAAUUAGCUAAGAUUCAUGUAAAUAUUUAUUUGCAAUACUUCUUUAAAUCAACUCUAAUUAGUUAUUAAUUAGAGAUUUAUGGCCAGUACAUAACUAAUAAAUAAUUUGUUGUAAAAAUUGUUCAUAGAUAUUUUUUUUUUAAAAUUGUGCAAUUAAUCUGUGCAAAAAGGAUAGCUUUAAGAAAUAAUUUAAAUAUAAAUAUUAAAUAGUAAAAAAUGAAGUUAUGUAAAUAUAUUAAAUAAAAUUGUGACGGUGGGACCAAGGCCAGUAGUUUUUAUUGAAAUGUAAAUAUUGAUGAGAAAAUAAAAUAUUUCUAUUACCAAUUAA